AUGGUAAAACGAAUACAAGAAACUGAUCAGGAAAAGUCAGCACGUCAUGAGAAGUUGUUUAACCAAUUAGAUAUAGAUGGCAAUGGGAAAAUAGAACUAGAUGAGUUGAAAAAGGCAUUCUUAAAGAAUAAUCAUCCAUUGAAGAAUAAUGAUGAUGCAAUUAAAGAUUUAUUUAUUGCUAUGGACUACGACAAAAAUUCUGUUGUUGAUUUAAAUGAUUUCAUAAAGUACGUCUCACUGGCAGAAUCUCAAAUCGAAAUUGGUUUUAAUAAAAUUGACGUAGAUCAAGAUGGUAAAAUCAAACCAUCAGAAGUUUCAAAAUAUCUAUUGAAUUUAUCUAGAAAUUGUAAUGGAAAUUCUGGGGAUACCAACCAUGAUAAUAUUGCUAAUAAUGAUAGUAAUAGUACAAGUAAUAAAGUUCAUGGUAAAAACCAUAAUAAUAGCAAUCAAGAUAAAAAUGAAUCGAAUUUUACAAAAUUUAUUCAUUGGGCAUUUUAUAAAAAACAUAAAAAUAAUGAAACAAGUGAAAUGGAAAUCGAAAUUGAGAAUGAUAAAAACUAUAUAACUUAUGAUCAAUGGAGAGAUUUCCUACUACUCAUGCCAAAGGCAAAUGGUACUCGUUUACAAUCUGCAUUUUUUUAUUUAUUUCAAGAAGAUGUCGACUUAUCAUCUGAAGGGGACGUCACUCUAAUUAAUGAUUUCAUAAAAGGUUUCGGUUUCUUUAUAGCAGGUGGGAUUUCAGGUGUCAUUUCUCGUACUUGUACCGCUCCAUUUGAUAGAUUAAAAGUUUUCCUAAUUGCAAGAACAGACUUAUCUUCAACUUUACUGACAUCAAAGGAAGUUAUGUUAGCAAAUAAACCAAAUCUGAAUUUAAGUAAAAUUAAAUCACCUUUGAUAAAAGCUAUAACGACUUUAUAUAGACAGGGUGGUAUAAAGGCAUUCUAUGUCGGUAAUGGUUUAAAUGUAAUAAAGGUUUUACCAGAAAGUUCCAUGAAAUUUGGUUCAUUUGAAUUGACUAAAAAAAUAAUGACAAAAAUUGAAGGUUGUAAAGAUCCUUCAGAAUUAUCAAAAGUUUCAACUUAUAUUGCCGGUGGUCUGGCGGGUGUAGUGGCUCAAUUCUCGAUUUAUCCAAUAGAUACUCUAAAAUUUAGAAUGCAGUGUGCCCCGUUAGGUGCGCAUAAAAAGGGCAAUCAAUUAGUAAUUGAAACAGCAAGGCAAUUAUAUAAAGAAGGUGGAUUAAAAUUAUUUUAUAGAGGUAUUGCAGUAGGAGUAAUGGGUGUCUUCCCAUAUGCUGCUUUAGAUUUAGGUACCUUCACAGUAUUGAAAAAAUGGUAUAUUGCUAAACAAUCUCAAAAAUUAGGCAUUCCAAAAGACGAAGUAAUUAUAAGCAAUUUCAUCCUAUUGCCGAUGGGUGCAUUUAGUGGUACUGUAGGUGCUACCGCUGUCUAUCCAAUAAAUCUACUGCGGACUAGAUUGCAAGCUCAAGGAACAUUUGCUCAUCCAUAUAGAUACACUGGUUUUAGAGAUGUUUUAAAGAAAACUAUUCAAAGAGAGGGAUAUCCAGGUCUGUAUAAAGGUUUAUUACCAACCCUCGCAAAAGUAUGCCCAGCAGUCUCUAUUAGUUACUUGUGUUAUGAAAAUUUAAAAAGAGUAAUGAAAUUAGAAUGA
This is a messenger RNA of Vanderwaltozyma polyspora DSM 70294, 1668 nucleotides long. It is a transcript of the gene SAL1, whose product is annotated as Ca(2+)-binding ATP:ADP antiporter SAL1. Gene Ontology annotation, biological process: transmembrane transport. Lineage: Eukaryota; Fungi; Ascomycota; Saccharomycetes; Saccharomycetales; Saccharomycetaceae. The record is from RefSeq and is a predicted model, not a curated record. The coding region runs from base 1 to 1668 and encodes 555 amino acids. The transcript has a single exon. Gene Ontology annotation, molecular function: ATP transmembrane transporter activity; calcium ion binding.